Molecule: messenger RNA, 939 nt
Organism: Nakaseomyces glabratus
Lineage: Eukaryota; Fungi; Ascomycota; Saccharomycetes; Saccharomycetales; Saccharomycetaceae
Gene: BSD2
Product: Bsd2p
Biological process (GO): metal ion transport; positive regulation of protein ubiquitination; ubiquitin-dependent protein catabolic process
Cellular component (GO): perinuclear region of cytoplasm; endoplasmic reticulum; Golgi apparatus
Source: RefSeq, a predicted model, not a curated record
AUGAGUGAAGAAGAUAGACAUAAUAACACAACUGUUCCCCAGAUUGAAAUAACUUCUGAUACCCCGGAAUCGAAUACGCAUAGGGUGGAGAUAGAAAUGGCAAACAACACAAACGGUGAGGAGACUCAAGGAACAACGAAUAAUGAAGAGGAAGACCCUGGUGUUAGUAGUUCGGACAGAUUGCUACCUACGGAUUUUGGAAGAGCUGCCAGACAUAUAGAUAACAUUGGGCGUCACUUCAACAUAUUAGAUAGGUUUUUCAAAAGGCGGAAUAACGCCAAUGGAUCUAAUUCGAGAGGUGUUGGUUUCGAUGGUGUAUUUUCCAACCUAAGUGCCAAACCUGAUAGAGACGGAGCAAACGAACAUACUCAACAAGAUAAUCCUCCAACAUAUGAUGAAGCGGCUGCAGAUAUGUCACCAUCUUACUACGGAAUGGACUUGAGCAGCACUGAUAUGUAUUACGAUGAAAUCUGUAUUGAGGGCUUACCAGUUGGUAAUAUCGCAAACCUAUUUUGGAAUAUUAUUGUGAGUACCAGUUUCCAAUUCGUAGGGUUUUUGGUGACAUACCUACUACAUACAUCACAUGCUGCUAAACAAGGCUCCAGAUUUGGUUUAGGACUAACAUUUAUUGGCUAUGCAUACUCUAUGAGGCCCCGGAAUGUUGAUGUUAAAGUUGGUAAAGACAAGACAGCAGAUCGUAUAAAAAUCGAGAAUCCAAAUGAUUAUAACGAUUUACAAAUACCCGAAGAUGGAACUGAAAUGGAUAAUUUUGAAUCAUCUCUCAGCCAUGGUCUUGAAGAAAAGAAGCAGUCUUGGUCAUUUAUUACAAUAUUUGCGGCGUUAUUAGGUAUAUUCAUCGCAAUAAAGAGUAUAUACGAUUACGUCAAGGUGAAAAAGAUGGAAAGAAAGUAUCUUUCACAGGAGGAACAGCAAGUUUAG